AUGUCUCUUACAUCGACCCAAGAAACCCCCAGAGCAGAAACUCAAUACAUAUCACGAGUUGACAACAUACCCGCUGCCACCGUUCAAUGCCAUGCGUCAAACCUACUCGAACUGCCAGACAGAACGUUGCUUUGCGUGUGGUUUGGAGGAACCCAGGAAGGCUGCGCAGAUAUCUCGAUCUACGCAUCGAGAUUGGACCCCGAGGCCCCGUUGUGGACUCAACCCGUCCGUAUAUCAUCCGACGCCAGCCGCAGCGAACAGAACCCCAUUCUAUUCCGGGAUCCCGUCACAGGCGCCAUUUGGCUUUUCCACACUGCACAAUCAGCAGGGAACCAAGAUGAGGCUGCAAUCAUAGCUCGCAUCUCAAACGAUCAAGCAAAAACAUGGUCGGAGCCGUUCGAGCCCUUCCCCGGGAAGAAAGGCGUUUUUGUGCGGCAGCCUUUGGUCGUUCUCUCCGGAAAUACAUGGGUGUUGCCUAUCUUCUACUGCCGUGCGCCGCCUGGAUUUCGGUGGAUCGGGAGUGACGAUGUAUCAGCAGUCAUGUACACCAAAGAUGGCGGGAAGACAUGGGCCGAGAGCAGCGUGCCAAAUUCCAGAGGAUGCGUGCACAUGAACAUCGUCGCGCUUCCUGCGAAUAAAUCCUAUGUAGCGUUUUUCCGCAGCCGUUGGGCAGACCAUAUAUAUCGGGCUACCUCAGACGAUGGCAUCAGCUGGACAGCUCCCACCAAAACGACCCUCCCGAAUCCAAAUUCGGGAAUCUGCUCAGCUACAUUGCCGAACGGGAACCUCGUCAUUGUGUUCAACGAUUCGUGUGCAAGCGCCAGCAUGGCCCGAAGGGAAGGACUCUAUGAUGAUAUCACCCCGGCGGACGACACACGGGUGAACCAGCCAGGUGUUGAUGGGAAGACGGCGAUCUGGGGGACCCCGCGCAAAGCACUUUCUGUUGGCCUGUCGAAGGACAACGGUGUCACUUGGAAGUAUAGAGUACUGGAGGAUGGCGAUGGGUUCUGUAUGACGAACAACUCAAAGGAACGGUCAAACAGAGAGCUCAGCUAUCCCAGCAUCUAUGUGGACCGCACCUCGGAAAGCCAGAAGAGCGUUCACAUCGCCUACACGUACCAUCGGCAGAACAUCAAGUACGUGCAUAUUUCGGAUGUAGAGGCUUUCGUAAAUGAAUCGAUGUAG
Messenger RNA from Neoarthrinium moseri, 1185 nucleotides. RefSeq lists its product as uncharacterized. Lineage: Eukaryota; Fungi; Ascomycota; Sordariomycetes; Amphisphaeriales; Apiosporaceae. The coding region runs from base 1 to 1185 and encodes 394 amino acids. The transcript has a single exon. The record is from RefSeq and is a predicted model, not a curated record.